AUGGCGUCGAAUAACUAUGUAGCGCUCAAGGGCAAACAGAAGCGUCGUCUGUACGAGCCUAUCGUCUUAUACAAAGCUCUGACUGAAAUCACCCACGAGGAACGUGCUCUCAGCCAAGCAGAAGUCCCCAACAACCCACUUACAGAAGAGCAAGAGUACCAUAGGUUUCUUCACAGUCUCGCAAGUGUUUGCGAUAGAGAAAAGGGAGGCAGGACUGUUACUUCGGUUGCGAUUCUUGAUGGAGAGGACAAGUUCACAUACAUCUUUGCUUGCAAUCUGGUAUUUGACAGUGACUUGGAUGACACUAGGGACUUUCUUGCUACUUUGAUUGGGAGAUUGUCCGGCUUCCAUUUGCUUGAGAAUAUUGCAAAAGGGCCUGCUCGGGAUGGUAUUCUCGAGAUGAUACUUGCGUUCGACUCUCCCAGGAUUGGCUGUUACCUGGGUGCAUUAAGAAAGAACAUUGCCGAAUGUUUGCUAUUCUGUCAGCAAGCACGAGGCCAAAAAGCUAAAAUCGGUAAGGGGUUGGAGGUUUUGAGUGGCGCUAUCGAACGAAUUACCUUCUCGGAAACGGAUGGUGGCCUAUGCUUGUCACAUUUCAACAGCCUUCUCCAAGCUCUCAAGUCCUUUCUGACACUACGAACGACAGAUUACAUACAAAGCAAUGCCACGGCUGGCCGGUUCAGAGAUGGCAGAAGCUUCGAGUGCUGGUCAGAGCUACGACACACCAUCUCCCGUCUAAAAGGCUACGAAAGGAUCGUACAGCACUUGAUUAACUCAGAAAAAGCUUGGCCAGAGCUCUUUCAAGAGUUUGUUGUCGUCCCUAUCAACUCGACCAAACCGGAAUCAAACCCUCUAGGACGAAAGAGCGAAAGUGCUGAGGCCAUCAUUGGUCGAAUGUGCAGCAAUCAUGCUACAAAGGAACGGUAUCUCGCCCAUGCUAGAAGCUUGGAGUGGGUAAACUUGGAUGAUCGGGUCAAGUCCCAGUGCACUAGGCCCAAAUUCACGCCAUACGUACACGCAGAGGUUCUGGUUCUUGAAUGGAUAAUGGCACAGUCAAAUGUGGUGUUCUUUAGCGAUUGGAGAUACAUAGGUAGCAGCAAAGGCGCCUGCCAGCUCUGCCGCUACUACUUUGAAGCCUCAGGCCAGCAUGGUAACAUCAAAACGAGGCCGAGUCAUGGAAAUCUCUACGUCAACUGGCGCUUCCCAGACCUCCCAGAGCUCGAAGACUCUUUCGGCAGAACACGACGACAAACGAUACUCAAUUCUAUGAUGACUAAGAUCCGCGAGGAUGCUUUCAAAAUCUUGGUUGAAAAAAGCUCCAAAGGCAAGAGACACGACUCCAGCACCCAUCCUCUUACCUCGGUGUUGUAUGCAAGUACCGAUGUUCGGACUGAUGGGGGUACUCGCGAUCUACCUGAUAUCGAUGAAUUGGGUGAGAGCUUUGCUAAUGCACUAAGUCUGAGGUCGAGGGUUAAUAGUGUGGGAUCUGAUACGGAUGAUGAAGAUGGGGGAAUAUUGCUUGGAUGA
This is a messenger RNA of Fusarium coffeatum, 1527 nucleotides long. RefSeq lists its product as uncharacterized. The transcript is spliced from 4 exons. NCBI's taxonomy places the organism in Eukaryota, Fungi, Ascomycota, Sordariomycetes, Hypocreales, Nectriaceae. The record is from RefSeq and is a predicted model, not a curated record. The coding region runs from base 1 to 1527 and encodes 508 amino acids.